ACAACAGCAUGGAGGAGACGCGGAGAAUCGGUGCCGAGCUAGCGAGAUUGAGUGGAGGCAUCGUGCUCGAUGUCCUUGAGGACAGGACGGUGAUUAUGUUUCGUGGUAAGAACUACCAGACACCAGAGGAGCUCUAUCCUCCAACUUUGGAAGCUGUCGACAGGAGAAAUGCCGAUUCUAGGCACCACAUCCAACGGGCUUUGGAUUCACAAGUUUACAGGCUGGGGCAAUACAUUUCCAGGUACCACUUUCUCAAAGAAGACAGAGAGCCCGCUCAAGCCACGCAGCCGAUGAUAGUCUUACCAGGGGCUGGCAACGAAGACAGAGAAGAAGGUUUAGAUCAAGGUUGUCAAGUAGAAGGCGAGAAUGAUGAUAAAGAUCAGGCUAGAGCAGCAGCAGCGGAUGUUAUAGCUGCACAGGCGAGCCUCGAGCGAGUGGAAAAAAAGAUGGCGUCCAGAUUUGCGAGAGAACUUGGCCGCCACAAGACCAAGAUUGGGAAGGAGAGGAGACGAGCGAGAAAGAACUUGUUUGAUUACAAGAUUCGCAGGUGUGGGGGAUAA
Selaginella moellendorffii is the source of this 560-nucleotide messenger RNA. RefSeq lists its product as uncharacterized. The coding region runs from base 9 to 560 and encodes 183 amino acids. The transcript has 2 exons. Lineage: Eukaryota; Viridiplantae; Streptophyta; Lycopodiopsida; Selaginellales; Selaginellaceae. The record is from RefSeq and is a predicted model, not a curated record.